Molecule: messenger RNA, 6268 nt
Organism: Oncorhynchus mykiss (rainbow trout)
Lineage: Eukaryota; Metazoa; Chordata; Actinopteri; Salmoniformes; Salmonidae
Source: RefSeq, a predicted model, not a curated record
CUUCUCGGUCGCAGCGUGAGGAAGUGGGGCUUUCACAGUAGCUGAGCUCGCUCGUUUCUGAGAACACAGAAUACACUGGGUGGGGGGAGACACAAACCCACCACACAGCUGCACACGGGAGACUCGGCCAACGGUCUCUACUCGGACUCACCAGGGAUAACAGGAAGAAUUCAUGUGCCUCUGAGGAACGCAAACAAACAGGAUAUCAGAGGUUCUCAUUCGGCGUCGGAUUCUGCCGAAUGCACCGAUCUCAGCGGAUCUCGUACCGGAUCCAUUCGGGCUACUGUAGCAAGAGGAACGUGUCUCGCGUAGCGCGCAACGAGGAGGAAAAUAAACGUAUGGUCACAACACUUGACCGAGGAAGACACUGACAGGCAGCUGAUAUUGGAAGACGAAAUGACAUGCACUUAGGUUGUUAGUUUAUCUCCCAUUGCCCGUUGGUUCACCUAGCAAGUUGUUUGGUCGCCCGGGAAAAGACUCAACUUCCAGUGGCGAGAGACCGCGGACGGCGCACCGAGCUAACGUUAGCUAGCCAAUUUCCUCCUUCCAACGCCCCCUCCCCCCAUCAUAACAGCUAGCUAGCCACUGGUGUCUCCGUGCCAGAGCCCACGACACUGGGCGAAAGCAAUGAUUAUGGCAAAUGGUGUGCGGUUUGGUCCGUUUUUUUUUUUUUAAACGAGGUGCGUUUGCCCGAGGAUCGGGAUUCGUUAGCCGAGAUCGCUAACUGCACGAGUGUGUUUCGCUUCGGCGCGACCAAAGCGGCUGUUAGCUAGCUACCUGCGCUAGCCGAGUCGGUAUAUUAUCUAACGUUAGCGGGUUAGUUGAAAUUGAACUGGCUCACAGCACGGGGUUAGCUGCUUGCUAAGCGGCUGUAAGCGACUCGCUACCGAAGUAGCGACGUUUUGCACAGCGGUUUGUUCGUAGACAACCCUGUCUCCCUAGAUUCUACAUUUAACUAACGUGAACUGGCUGAUUUUUCGUGGCAUGAUUUGUUUAAAUAUUGCAUAUAUAGUUACCGUAGCGCCAAUAACAUAUAGUUGUUUUCUUGUUAGCUAGAGGGAUUUUUAGUCGGAUAUCUAGCUGAUUGUUUUUUUUACUUUUUUGUUGCAUUCUGGCCUGGAUAUUCAGCUAGCAACCUGCAUCUAUAUGGCGACGUGGUCUGCGACAAAUGUCCUCCUGAUGAAGAAGAACGUUGUUAUCCCGAGUCUUCAUUUUGGUUUUCUGCUGUUCAAAGAUUUCUGUUUGACUGAAAUCGACGAGGCCGUGCCACAGCUCAAGUUCUACGAAGAGAUUAAGGACUACGAGAAGUUGGACUCUGAAGAGGAGAGGUUGUGCCGUAGCAGACAGAUCUAUGACGGCUACAUCAUGAAGGAACUCCUCUCCUGCUCACAUGCCUUCUCUAAGAAAGCAGUGGAUCACGUUCAGACUCACCUGGCCAAGAAGCAGGUGCCUCCCUCUCUCUUCCAGCCGUACAUCGUGGAGAUCUGUGACAGCCUGCGAGGGAUGAUCUUCCAGAAGUUCAUAGAGAGUGACAAGUUCACUCGUUUCUGCCAGUGGAAGAAUGUGGAGCUGAACAUCCAUUUGUCGAUGAAUGACUUCAGUGUCCACCGCAUCAUUGGUCGGGGGGGUUUUGGGGAGGUGUACGGCUGCAGGAAGGCUGACACCGGCAAGAUGUAUGCCAUGAAGUGUUUGGAUAAGAAGAGGAUCAAGAUGAAGCAGGGGGAGACUCUGGCUCUGAACGAGAGAAUUAUGCUGUCACUUGUCAGCACAGGGGACUGUCCGUUCAUAGUGUGCAUGACGUACGCCUUCCACACACCAGACAAACUCUGCUUCAUCCUGGACCUGAUGAACGGAGGGGACCUGCACUACCACCUGUCUCAGCACGGUGUGUUCAGUGAGAAGGAGAUGCGUUUCUACGCAGCGGAGAUCAUCCUGGGACUAGAACACAUGCACAACCGCUUCGUCGUCUACAGAGACCUCAAGCCUGCUAACAUCCUAUUGGAUGAGCAUGGUCACGUGCGUAUUUCAGACCUGGGUCUGGCCUGCGACUUCUCCAAGAAGAAGCCUCACGCCAGUGUUGGUACCCAUGGGUACAUGGCCCCGGAGGUGCUUCAGAAGGGGACGGCGUACGACAGCAGCGCCGACUGGUUCUCACUGGGCUGCAUGCUCUUCAAACUCCUCCGAGGGCACAGUCCCUUCAGACAGCACAAGACCAAAGACAAACACGAGAUUGAUCGCAUGACGCUCACUAUGAACGUGGAGUUGCCAGACUCGUUCUCUGUGGAGCUGAAGGGUCUGUUGGAGGGUCUGCUGCAGAGGGACGUGGCCAAGAGACUGGGCUGCUUGGGACGAGGUGCCCCAGAGGUGAAGGAGCAUCUGUUCUUCAAAGGCAUCGACUGGCAGCAAGUGUAUCUUCAGAAGUAUUCUCCCCCUCUCAUCCCUCCAAGGGGAGAGGUAAAUGCAGCAGAUGCAUUUGACAUUGGCUCCUUUGAUGAAGAGGACACCAAGGGUAUCAAGUUGUUGGACAGUGACCAGGAAUUGUACAAGAACUUCCCCCUGGUCAUCUCAGAGCGCUGGCAGCAGGAGGUGGCUGAGACGGUGUACGAGGCGGUCAACUCCGACACGGACAAGAACGAGGCCCGCAAGAGGACCAAGAACAAACAGCUGGGCCACGAGGAGGACUAUGCCCUGGGGAAGGACUGUAUAAUGCACGGCUACAUGUUGAAGCUGGGGAAUCCGUUCCUGACGCAGUGGCAGCGCCGAUACUUCUACCUGUUCCCCAACCGAGUGGAGUGGAGGGGAGAGGGGGAGUCACGGCAAAACCUGCUGACGAUGGAGCAGAUCGUGACGGUGGAGGAGACACAGAUUAAAGAUAAGAAGUGCAUCCUGCUGCGCAUCAAAGGAGGGAAACAGUUUGUCCUGCAGUGUGAGAGUGACCCAGAGUUUGUCCAGUGGAAGAAAGAGCUGACCGAUGCGUUUACUGAGGCCCAGAAGCUGCUGCGUCGCGCCCCUAAGGUCAUCGGGAAGGGUCGGGCUGGGGUGGUGGAGUUCUCCAAACCUCCUCUCACACACCGCAACAGCAACGGCCUGUAGGCCGCACACACACACACACACCUACACACACCACAUCCUAUAACCUCAUCCCCUAUGAACCCGCCCGCCACAGGCCCAAGUCCUGGACACACACUCACACACACACACACACACAAUAAAGCCCCACACUCUCACUCUGGAGUGUUUAUGGACCAAGCCUGCCAGCCGCUCUCCUCUGUUGUCACACACACACACUGAAAGGCAAAAACGUACCCUCGGACCAUGCGUGUACUUAAAGAGAACCAGACGCAUCCCUCUUCCUCUCACCCCCAAUGGACCAGCAUUCGACACAGCCGACCUCACGCACACACACACGCGCGCACACACCAGCUGAUCCCGGCAGAGCAGCAAACGCCAGUCCCGAGUAGGAAGACUAGGUCACCUGUCCCCACCUCUUCUUCCUCUUCUCCCCCCCUCCCCUGUCCCUCAAUCCCCCCCAGCCUCGUCUUGAGACUGAACCCGAGCCACACGCACCUGCCGGACCGCUCUCCACGGGAUUGGAUGGCUGUAGUGGAGGGGCGGGGACCUAAAGCAGGUGGUGAGUUUCUGGACCAAUGUCACCGCUUGGAGAGAGGGGCCGGACCAAUAACGUUCCUCUCCUGUGAGCUCAUGAAGAGGGGAAAGGAGAGACUGAGUGGAGGGGAGAGAAGUGGAAAGAUGGUGGGAGGAGGACAAGGAAGCAGAGAGACCUGCCGGGAUAAACCCAAGAGAAUGGCAGUGAACUGCUCGUGUGUAAGUGUGUGUGUGUCCAGAGAGGUUGGCAGCAGGUUUCAUUCCUUCCACAGAGAACGACGAAGGAGAGAAAGAUGACGGCUUUGACUUUUUGAAGAGACUUUGACCCUCUUCUCCUCCUCCAUCCCUCCGUCUCCUCUUCCAUCCCUCCGUCUCCUCUUCCAUCCCUCCGUCUCCUCCUCCAUCCCUCCGUCUCCUCCUCCAUCCCUCCGGCAGUGAAAUGCAUAAAGUGCCAAUGUCAAUAUUUACUUGAGUCACCUGAGCAUCCAGGAGGACCCAUUUUGAAAGCAGCAACCCCCCCCCCCCCGGAUACAGAACUCUCUGGCACGGAACUCUUGUCGCCGUGGACAAACCUCUCCGAUGCGGCUCGUGCACGGAUCCGUUUUGACUUUGGGGGGGGGGGGGGGGGGGGGGUUGCACCUGUAACCAUGGGAACCGGGGAUGGUGUGUACGAAGGCCAAGCCGCUCUCUGCGCAUCUCCUCCAGUCCCUUUACUCCAGUACUGCUCAUUAAUGUGUGAGUCUGUCCUCUUCUCUUUAGGAAUGUUGGAGGGGGGGGCUUUCAUUCACCUGGCAGUAUGCUUACCUCAGAGCGGGGACUGUAUGUGAGUUUUGAAUCCCAGCGGGGCCAGAGACUUUGCUGUGUGAGAAGUUGUAAUUGUGUCAGGGCGGCCCUAAUGUGUACGCCACAGCUUUCCAGAUGUAGAUCACACACACACACACACACACACACACACACAGGAUUGGCCGUAUAAGUAGGUCAGUGUAGAGAGAGAGGUGGUAGGUGACGCGGGGUGUUUUAGCGUUUGGAGCAGACAGCGACCGGAACCCGAAUCUGUUAGUCCCCUUCAGUCUGGUUUGAACCUAUAGAUUUAUUUCUGAAUGUGACCCAGAAUGGUAGGCCCACAAUCCUCUCUGGCUUUAUAUAUGAGGAGAACCAGCUUGUGCUGCUGUGGCUGCAGCCGUGACACGCCGUUUAACCUGAAAGCACAGCUGGUUGUUGAAAAGAGAGGAGAAAGGAUUUGUUCACUCAAUUUUAAUUCCCCUUCCAUGCAGUAGAAGGUUCCUCGUCUGUGAUAUAUAUCCCCGUGCGUUUCCACAGCUGUGACCUGCAUGUGUGGCUGGAGGGGUAGAGGAGGGUUUAUGUGUUGGGAGGGCGGGGGGGUUGUUGAUAUUCUAAGAGGCCUACACAGGUCAGUCAGGGGAAGUGAUGUCGUUUUAGAGAGAUACCUCAUCAGGGCGUCCUUUUUUUCUUCUUGUUAAACCAAAACGAAUGGGGUUUUGUCUGACCUUUUUAACCUAAUGUGUUACUCCAUGUUCAAUGUGCCAAAUACCUGUCGCUGAUUGAUUCUGAUUGGCUGACUGUUCUGGACCAAUGAGAAUCCUCCUAUCUGAACAGGCCCCUGCGGGGACGGACCCCUCACAGCGCCAGCCUCUGGCCACACACACACACACACACACUCUCUCUCAACCGUUUGAAUCUGAGGAGUGGGUCUUUCUUAAAGGGUACAAAACUGUGACCGAACUGGGGAUGUGGAAUAGAAGAGUGAGUGUGUGUGUGUGUGUGUGUGUGUGUCAGCAUGGAGUGAAUCUGCCUUUCAGCACCUCCACUUGUCACACACACACACACACAGGACUUGGUUGUAAUGGGUGUAUUCAGUGUGUGUGCUGCAUUUCAAUCGCUUGUCAGUGUUUUAUUUAGUGUAGAUGUUUUUGUCAAACAUCUACACACACAAGCUUGACAACAAAACAAGACAAUGAAAAGGGGCGGCAUAUAGGAAGAAGAAAAACUAACAAAAAAUUGAAGUAUAUAUAUAUAUAUGAAUGAAUAUAUGUGUGUAUAUUAAAUGACAAAUGCUCUAGGUUUAUUUAAGAAGAUUUCACGAUGUGGAGACGCUCUUCGCAUGAGGAUGCUCUGUGUGAGUGUUGGGGUUUAGAAGUGUGUAAAUCUGUUUGUGGUGAACACUUUGGAUCUUUGCACAUAAGGACUUUAGCUGUACCUGCAAAUUGUCAGAUUAUUUUUGUUUGAAUACCCGGACUCUUGCUCUUUUCAUAUUUAUUGCGUGUUUUGUUUUUGGAGGGGGGGGGGGGGGGGGAUAGCGGCCUCUGUCUACGAGCUCUCGCCAGGGCUCUCGCCAGGGCUCGCGCCAGGGCUCUCGCCAGGGCUCGCGCUGUAGAAUACUCCAGUUUUACACGCGGCCAGACAAAUGAUUUGACACGUGCCACAAACAACGCAAAUACUACUGGCGUUGGGUUACUAUUACCAUUACAGUCAUGACGAUGAUGAUUACUGUCAUUGGUAAUAUUAUUAAAUGAUUAUUGUCAUUCCAUUUUGUUUGAAUGAAUUUUGUCAUGUUGUUUUUAAGACCGCUAGGAGCAUUAUGUGUUGGACUGCUUAUAUAAAACAGUUCAGAAAUAAAUACAUCAUUUUCUUUUGUCCGUGU